UGCAACCACCCACACAUAAGCCCCUCCGCCCACUCCCUGCCAGUCUGAGCUGCACAUUUCUCGGGACAGCAGUGUGGUAAAGAAGCUGCAGGCAGGGGUAGAGAAGCCACCACAGAGAGCGAGAUAAUCACAGAGUCAGAGACCAGGGGAGAUCAAAAGGACUCAGAAGCCAAGGAGAAGGCGUCCGAGCCCUCGGCACCAGGACAUGGAUGCAACACAGCCAGGGGGGCAUGGCUGGGUCAACAUGCUGGCGUGCAGGGUGUGGGCAGCCAUCAGCAAGGCGCUGUUUGCAGAGUUCCUGGCCACGGGGCUGUACGUGUUCUUUGGCGUAGGCUCAGCUCUGCACUGGCCCUCAGCUCUGCCCUCUGUGCUGCAGAUUGCCAUCACCUUCAACCUGGCCACCGCCGUGGCUGUGCAGGUCACCUGGAAGGCCAGCGGGGCCCACGUCAACCCUGCCGUGACUCUGGCCUUCCUUGUGGGCUCUCACAUCUCUCUGCCUCGCGCUGUGGCCUACGUGGCUGCCCAGCUAGCAGGAGCCACCGUAGGGGCUGCUCUGCUUUACGUGGUCACGCCAUCGGACAUCCGGGAGACUCUCGGAGUCAAUGUGGUCCGGAACAGCGUCUCCACUGGCCAGGCGGUGGCAGUGGAGCUGGUUCUGACCCUGCAGCUGGUGCUCUGCGUCUUUGCUUCCACCGACAGCCGUCAGACGUCGGGCUCCCCGGCCCCCAUGAUCGGGAUCUCUAUAGCACUGGGCCACCUCAUUGGGAUCUACUUCACCGGCUGCUCCAUGAACCCAGCCCGCUCUUUCGGUCCUGCUGUCAUCGUUGGGAAGUUCACAGUCCACUGGAUCUUCUGGGUGGGACCCCUGACAGGGGCUGUCCUGGCUUCGCUGAUCUACAACUUCAUCCUGUUCCCUGACACCAAGACCCUGGCCCAGCGACUGGCCAUCCUCACCGGUAUCACAGAGGAGAAAGUGGAGGAGGUGGAGCCACAGAAGAAAGGCUCCCAGUCUGGUAAAGGAGAUGCUGAAAUGGAGAGUGUGUAUGAAACCGUGUAGACCCUGGCCCUGCACUCAGGCUCCAAGAGCAAACUGGCAGUGGGAGUCCUAGGCCUCCAGAGCCUCCCUUCUUGGUGGAAAAAAAGGAACUGGAGACCGACGGCCACUGUGCUUGGACACUGAGGACUACAGGGACCUCAGGAAUCCCUACUUCUCACCCUACCCAGGAAAUACAUUGGAGAGGAGAGGACAGGUUUCUUUAGAGAAAGUGGGCCCUGGGACAGUUCCUAAGUUCCUCAGAGGGACUUCUCUGCCCUUGGAUGCAGUUUGAGGACUAUGGCUGCCUCUCAGAUGGGCUCCCUGAGGACAGAGAUUGCCCUCCCACAAGGUCCUUCUUCACUCUUCCAAAUCUCCAGGAGAGGAGCUAGCAAAGAGAAACAGGAUAUAAAAAGGGAGGCUUGGCAUAGUAGUUAAGGUACUGGACUCCCACAUGGUCGACCACGGUUUGUGUCCCAGACCUGG
This is a messenger RNA of Tupaia belangeri chinensis (Chinese tree shrew), 1519 nucleotides long. It is a transcript of the gene AQP6, whose product is annotated as aquaporin 6. Gene Ontology annotation, cellular component: plasma membrane; apical plasma membrane. Gene Ontology annotation, biological process: water transport; transmembrane transport; carbon dioxide transport. The record is from RefSeq and is a predicted model, not a curated record. The transcript has 5 exons. Gene Ontology annotation, molecular function: water channel activity; nitrate transmembrane transporter activity. Bases 206 to 1057 code for a protein of 283 amino acids. NCBI's taxonomy places the organism in Eukaryota, Metazoa, Chordata, Mammalia, Scandentia, Tupaiidae.